AGAAAUGGCAGGAUACUGAAGGGGCUAAAGGUUCUGCAUGCCCUAAGGCCCAUCUGGGUUUAAGUGGCAUUGAAGCACUACAAGGUUUGCUUCACCAUCGCUGGAACUUCUUUAAGAAUUUUGAUUUCGCCAGAAACCGAAGGUCUCUCUCCUAUAUCCUUCUGCCAUGUUCACUCUAUAAACCACUUCCAUCCUGUAGAUUUCUUAACAUUGACGGCAAGUCGAUGGCAAUGUCAAGAUCAGCUGCAAUGGCUAAACUGGUCAGACAAAUCACUCAACUUGGAAUGGUUAGAGUUCAGACCCUUAAUUGCAGUUACAGUACUAUGGUGCAGGCUCAAAUGGCCAUGCAAAGAAAUGUAAGUACAAUGUCAUCACCAGAGGAUCAAUCAGGCAAGGAUGCCGGAGGUGUACGCAAGCACCAGAUUGGAGAGAAUGUGUCAAGAAAGGAUAAGAUUAACUUUCUUGUUAACACACUUCUUGAUCUCAAGGAUAGUAAAGAAGAAGUGUACGGUGCAAUGGAUACCUGGGUUGCAUGGGAGCAGAACUUCCCUAUUGGGCCGCUAAAGAGGGCAUUGCUUCUUCUUGAGAAAGAGCAACAAUGGCAUAGAGUUAUUCAGGUUCUUAAAUGGAUGCUAAGCAAGGGGCAGGGCACCACAAUGGGAACAUAUGAGCAGUUGAUUCGAGCAUUAGAUAUGGACCACAGGGCAGAAGAAGCACACGUUUUUUGGGUUAAAAAAAUUGGUAGUGAUUUACAUUCAGUACCUUGGAAGUUAUGUGAUCUUAUGAUAUCUGUAUAUUAUCGAAACAACAUGCUAGAGAAUCUUGUAAAUCUCUUCAAACGCCUGGAAGCUUUUAAUCGUAAACCCCUUGAAAAAUCAACAGUGCAGAGAGUAGCUGAUGCAUAUGAGAUGUUAGGUUUACCUGAAGAGAAGGAACGAGUGUUGGAGAAGUACAAGCAUCUGUUUACUAAGACAUGGAAAGGAUCCCCGAAGAAAUCUAAGAAAAUCCCUUUACUUACUGAAAAAAAGGACUUCUAAGCAAAUCCUUGCCAAGAAAAAGCAGAAAUCAGGGCAGAGAAAAAAUGCAUCCAAUUAAAGAUUUUCCUGCUGAUUAGUAUAACUUUAGUGUUUAUGAUCACCAAAUUGUUUCUUCGUUACGAGGGCUUCUUAGUUGGUCAUCCACAGAGUGCAAUUGGCUUUCUAUCCUGCUACAGAUUGUAUUUUGUUCUGGAAGACCAAGACUUGAUAAGUGGGCAUAUUGAGCCAAGAAGUGCAAGAUCAUUAGUAAGAACUUCGAUAUUUUAUUUUCUUGGGAUGUCUAAUUAGAACUGAAUUGUGAAAAACAUUAUUUCUAGUAUGUAGUUUUAAUCUUUCUUUCAAAUUCUACUA
Messenger RNA from Cornus florida, 1388 nucleotides. Its product is annotated as pentatricopeptide repeat-containing protein At4g18975, chloroplastic. The coding region runs from base 225 to 1037 and encodes 270 amino acids. NCBI's taxonomy places the organism in Eukaryota, Viridiplantae, Streptophyta, Magnoliopsida, Cornales, Cornaceae. Gene Ontology annotation, molecular function: protein binding. The transcript is spliced from 2 exons. The record is from RefSeq and is a predicted model, not a curated record.